AGAGACAGUAAAGUAAACGUAUAUUAUUCUCCGUUGACGGAUCGAUCCACUCUGGAGAGCAUUUACAAAGAUAGAUACGUUUACGUCUGCGCUUAUAAAAAAAAUUUCCGUUUACCAAUAUUCAUGUACGUACUGCCUGUUUCUCGACUGUAUUUAAAACUGUGAUAUCAAAACAAACCGAAAAGCUCUGAGGGACGCCGGCCACUUCUACUCAAGAACUUAACUGCUCAUAGAACAAGAUUCAGCAAUAGCUUCAUUAAUAUAUCCUGUUGGUUUGUCAAUGAAGAAGACGCCGAGAAAGGUAGCUUAUUACCUUGAAAUAAUUAAACGCGGUAGAGACAAUAUAUCGUGUCCAUGAAGAGAAUUUGCAUUGUCAGUUAAUUUCAAUGCUCAUUUAUUGGACUGUGAAAAUAUUGUACCUGGACUGCACGACGACUUAUCAAUAAGUGUUAUGAUGGACAACUUUUACUUCCACCUUAGUCAGACAUCCUCAGGCAGUGUUAAUUCGACUGUUACGGAAGACAACCUCGACACAUUGCGAACUUUUGAAAUUGUAAAUUGUGUCCUGAAUGGGUUAUUAUCGAUUACGGCAGCUCUUGGAAAUGGAAUUGUGCUAUUUGCAAUAUUGAAGACGCCAGCUUUACAUUCACCCUCGAACAUUUUGUUGUUUGGUCUCGCUUUAACCGAUUUUUUUGUGGGUUUGGUGACUCAGCCUUUGAAAGUCGCCUCCUGUGUUAUCUUCCUGGUCUCCAAAGAAGAUGCUCCGCUCGCUCUCAGAAACGCGUUCGAUAUUCUUUCAAUUAUAUUAACAGCGGCGUCUUUCUUAACGGCGACGGCAAUAAGUGUAGACAGGUAUCUAGUGCUCUAUCUGCAUAUGAAAUAUCAAGUCGUCAUCACCAACAAAAAAGUCAUGGUGAUUAUUGCCUUUUCUUGGUUAAUAUCAAUUUUAUUUGGAUUUAUAUGGACGCAAAGCACUCAAGCGUAUUAUCUCAUCGGAAUCAUUGCCUUCGUCAUUUCAUUUUCAAUCAUGGUACUGAUGUAUUAUAAAAUUUAUCGAGUUGUGAGGCGACAUCGAGCACAAAUACAAUCUCAAGCACACGUCGGAGUCGAACAGAACGCUUCAUCGCAGUUGUGUUUUGCUCGUUCUGCAAAGUCAGCCAUGAACACAUUUUACGUUUGCUUUAUUCUAUUUCUUUGCUUUUUCCCGUAUAACACUACGGCUUGUGUUAUUCAACUAACCGGUUCAAGUCUCACCAAAUAUAUUGUCUUGCAAUAUACAGGGACGAUUACUUUUUUGAACUCUUCGCUAAAUCCUUUGGUAUAUUUUUGGCGCAUUGGAGAGAUUCGAGCGGCGAUUAAAAACACUUUGAAAAGUUUCAGGUCAAGAGAAGUAAGGCGCGAGCAGUCUGAAGAAACUCACGUUUGAGUUGGGAAGAAGAGCUUCAACUUAAUUCCUAGUGAGAUGUCACUUUGCUUCUAAUGUACCAACAUAUCAUUUCUUGCUGACGGGGGAAAAAAAUAUAAUAAACGAAGAAAGAAGAAGAAGAACAACAACAACAACAACAAGAGCAAGAAGAAGAACAAGAAGAAUGAGAGGGAGGACAUGGAGAAGAUAACGAUGAUGAUGAUGAUGAAGAUGACGAUGAUUGUGAGGAGGAGAGAGAGAAGAAUGAUAAUGAUGACGACGACGAUGAUGAUGAGCUACUGCUGAUAAUGUAUACGACAACGAUGGCGACACCAAAAAGAACGAUGACGACUACGACAAGAAUGAAAAUAAAGAAGGAAAAUGAUUUUGGAAAAAUAGAUAUCAACUCUCUAUACAGCUUUCUGAUCAUAGAGAUCACUGAUCUGUUAUUUCAUCAAGAUCUGUCUCGCGUUCUAGAGUUUAAACGUCGGCGGUCGAAAAUAAAGCAGUGACAUAAUUACGUGGCUGUAGGUUUUGAAGCAACAUCUUUUAUGCUACGGUCCUUACGCAAUGGUCCCAACAACUGCGAUAAGUCACUCAAAAGAAGCCUACUUUCAACAUUGCAGCCUUUCGCAAAAACUACAAAGCUGCAACGUAAAUUAUCAUAUUUUAUUUAUGUUUGUUAUUACUGGCCACUAUGGAUUAGUUGCAUAACGUGACAGACAUUUCACUGACAGGUAUUAAUUCAUGUGUGGUUUGGAUAUCUCAAGUUAAUUGGAACACUACUUUAAGACGGCUUUCAAGACUGAUAACAUAUUAGAAUUUGGCCAUACUUGUCAGUUUUCCAUUUAGAUACAUAAGGACUACAAACAAAGACAACGUUGUCAAUGGUGUAUUUCUCAGCCAUUGGUUCCAAUGUUGGCUGUUUUGUCAGCUGCCAAUGAACCUCAUUUGAAAACCAUCUGCUGUUUCUAAAUAUAUUGUCCUAAGUAAUUGCAUGUAUGACAAUCUACAGUCUAGCUCUAUGGAUUCUAUGGAUUCUCUGGAUUCAGGUUUUUUCAACGUUUGAUGUUCCCGCUGCUACAUAUUAAGCAUGACUCAAUUUAAUAGCAGUCAAAACAGUUUUAGAGAAGUAAUAAUUUAUAAAGAUUAUAGCUUUUGAUAUCUUUCAGUCUUUACUGCCUUGUUUCAAUUAUACAAAGUUGGCUGUCUUUUCAUUCAGCUGUACAAAGAAAUUCCAUUUAUAUUUACGUAACUCUUAUAGUGAUUGGUCUGAGGAUCCCGCGAUAGCUUAAUUUAACCUUUAAAAAUUGCUUUGGAAUAAACAGCUGAACUGCCACAUCGGGCAAGCGGUUAUUAACAAUACAACUAUCA
Orbicella faveolata is the source of this 2779-nucleotide messenger RNA. Its product is annotated as histamine H2 receptor-like. Gene Ontology annotation, biological process: G protein-coupled receptor signaling pathway. Gene Ontology annotation, molecular function: G protein-coupled receptor activity. Lineage: Eukaryota; Metazoa; Cnidaria; Anthozoa; Scleractinia; Merulinidae. The record is from RefSeq and is a predicted model, not a curated record. Gene Ontology annotation, cellular component: plasma membrane.